Aureobasidium uvarum is the source of this 1590-nucleotide messenger RNA. The record is from the annotation of a GenBank genome assembly. Lineage: Eukaryota; Fungi; Ascomycota; Dothideomycetes; Dothideales; Saccotheciaceae.
AUGGAGGGUUUCGACCCGAUAUCCAUGACCUACAUGGCUACCAACUUCGAGGCUGUCGAUGACACUGUCCCUGUGCCCAACAUGUACAACAACAUGAUGAUGAUGCCAAACGACUUUAUGGAACAAUACUCGACCUACGAUUCGCAGACCACUACGCCGACCCUCAAGCGAUUCUCUAGCACUUUCGAUGAUGCCUUCUCUGAUGCCGUGGGAGCCUUUGAAACCAUUGCCGAGACAGGAACCCAAGAUGCCCAUGACACACAAGACGCGAAAGAGAUUGCCAUAGAACAAGGCCACAAGUACUUGAAGUUCACUCCGCCCCAGUACGACUACGCUCUGCUCGACUACAACUUCCAUCAGGUAUCAGUGAGCUUGACUGCUGAUCUAUUGGGCCUUUUCUUUACCGAAAAGUCGGCCUGGGUGAAGCCAGCAGAGAACACCGAGUUGAUGUGCUACCGUCGCAACAUCUUCCAGGUCUCCGGCAGUGUCGUGGUUCCGCGAGCACUGCGCAAUAUCGUCACUGAGCAGACGGAACAGAUAGCCAUCGUCUCUCAAGAACUCAUCAUCUCAGCCACAGAGUCCGCCGAGGGGAGUCCCACUAAGAUCAUUUGUGUUCCUUGGAAGACUCCACCCAACGCAAACUCUACUGUAGACGAGAGGGCCGAGAAAGAACCACAGUCAAUACCGCUAGAUCUCUCCACUGCCCCGGAGGGAGACUCCAACUUCGCCACAUUUCCGUUCCACUGGAAGCGCUUGCAGUUCCGUAGCGCAACAGCAAACAACGGCAGAAGGAAAGAGCUACAACAGCAUUUUAUCGUUCAUCUCAAGGUCGUGGCUACGCUGGCGACGGGAGGGAAAGUGACCAUCUGUCAUGCCAAAUCAAAUCCUAUCGUUGUUAGAGGUCGGAGCCCUAGGAACUUCCAGUCCAGGAAAGACAUCCUGCUCACUGGAAAUGGCACGCACGCGAAGAAGCCGACAACAGCGGCCCCGAAACCGCGUGCACCAUCACAAGCAGAUACCGGCCAUGCUCGAAAGCCGUCUCGUAACAGCGUGAUCGCGGCCCCUAAGAAUGAGACUCCCGCAAUCACGGCUUUUGACAACACGGACUUCCAGAUGCCCGCGUUUUAUACCAAUACAUUCCAACAAGGCGCAAUGACUGCGAUACCGCCGACUGCACGCCUUUCUGAACCCAAAGACUACCCUGUGUCAUCUCCUGAUCUAGUGCGUCAGCCCUCAAACAUGCCUGCACCAGCUCGAGUACCGCUGAAGCUUUCCUUGACGGACGAGGAAGAACCCAAACAAUCUUCUAUGAGCCCUCCUAAGAACGGUAACGCAAGCAAGCGGGUAGUCACAGGUCGCGCCGUAAGCACACCCUCUGCCUUAGCUCUGCAAGUAGGCAGCAGUCCAGACGAAAGUGCAGACUUGCUGUACGAGUACUUUCCACUUAGUCUGGAUGACUGGCAGCCUCCUGUCGAUGCCGUGUACCGUCCGCACGUCGUGCACCAUAUCAACCCAUUGCCGGAGAAUAAGGCUCGCGACCGCUUGAGUCGCCUCAAGAACAAACGCUAUUUCAGCGAAGACGUGGGAUGA